This is a messenger RNA of Rubroshorea leprosula, 1076 nucleotides long. NCBI's taxonomy places the organism in Eukaryota, Viridiplantae, Streptophyta, Magnoliopsida, Malvales, Dipterocarpaceae. The record is from the annotation of a GenBank genome assembly.
CUAUUUUACCUUCCAGAAACGUUUUGCUCAACCUUCAGGGACCGUCCGGGACGACGAUGCCGCCCGAAACGCAGCCGCAAACGCCACCUAACUUCUGGGGAGACAUGCCGGAGGAAGAGUAUUACACGUCGCAAGGAGUACGCAACACCCAGUCCUACUUCGACACACCCAACGGCAAAAUCUUCACCCAGAGUUUCCUGCCGUUGGACCAAAAAGUUAAAGCCACCGUAUUCAUGACCCACGGCUACGGCUCUGAUACCGGCUGGAUGUUCCAGAAGAUCUGUAUUCGUUAUGCUACUUGGGGUUAUGCUGUUUUUGCUGCUGAUCUUCUCGGACAUGGCAGAUCGGACGGGCUCCGGUGCUACUUAGGUGACAUGGAGAAAAUUGCGGCGACGUCCUCGUUGUUCUUCAAGCACGUGCGCUAUAGCGAAGAGUAUAGUGAUUUGCCGGCGUUUCUCUUCGGCGAGUCCUUGGGCGGAAUGACGACGAUGCUGAUUUACUUCCAAUCGGAACCAGGGACGUGGACGGGCCUGAUUUACUCGGCCCCACUCUUCGUCAUGCUGGAGAACAUGAAGCCCAGCAAGGUACAUCUCUUCAUGUACAGUAUUCUCUUCGGAUUGGCCGACACGUGGGCGACGAUGCCGGACAACAAGAUGUUGGGGAAAGCAAUCAAGGAUCCGGAGAAACUGAAGAUAAUCGCGUCGAACCCGCGGAGGUACACGGGGCGGCCGAGGGUGGGGACGAAGAGGGAGCUGUACAGGGUGUGUCAGUACAUACAGGAUAAUUUCUCGAGAGUUGCGGCGCCGUUCCUGACAGUACACGGGACUGCGGACGGGGUGACGUGCCCGACAUCAUCCCAGCUGUUGUACGAGAAGGCAUCGAGUCAGGACAAGAGCUUGAAGCUGUACGAAGGGAUGUACCAUUCUCUGAUUCAAGGGGAGCCUGAAGAGAAUGCUGAGACUGUUUUGAGGGAUAUGAGGGAGUGGAUUGAUGAAAGAGUUGAAAGGUAUGCAAAAAAAUGAAAAAAAAAAAAAAAGAGUACAAAUAUUGGGAUGAAAUAAAAAGAGAAAUUUGAA